UUCAUAAGGCCGCCGGAAGCGGCACUGAGGACUGUGCGUCUGUCAUUUACGAGUUGUACAGUGACCAGAUCGGCAUUGCGCAAUUGCAAAAGAAAUGCGCGUCCGUGAUGCAACGAUUCACCUGUUUGGCUGCACGUCGGGAACUCGCAUUCUUGACCUGUUCAUGGAAGAGGAAUACUGUGUCGAUUAAACACGAUACCCACUGCCAACCAUGGUGGCAUCAGCGCGUGCGCCCUCAUGCCAGCUGCGCGACCUCUCCAAAGCGCGCAUGGCAUCACCUGCGCAAACCGUCUGCGCCGUCUGCUGGCCAGCAGUCAAGACUUUACAGUCAAGAUGCAGACAGAGACACCAAGGACACUGAACAUCCUGGCAUCACAGUGGUGGGCUCCCCGGAUCCCAUCGCGUGGAUCAGGAAUAAGAUUACCUUUUUUUUAAUUGAAUUGUAUUUUGGCUUGAAGUUCAGUGUGGAGUUUGACAGUGGUGUGAAACAGGCAGCAGUCCAUGUGUCUACUAUGCUCUCCAAAGGCAAGUUUAAUGAAUUAAGGAGUGUGAUGUCGAAAGAGGCUGUUGACAGCGUCAGAAAGCAAUGUAAAAAUCUGUCAGAGGCCCAACAAAGACAUCUUGCCAUUUCCCUCGAUGACAUUAUAUUUCUGCUGCCUGAGGAUGUGUCCGUAUUCUUUGACCAGAGCGGCAGAAAGUUUCUUUACAUCACGAUGAGACUUUGGUAUCUGUCCAGCGCAGACGUACCUGAGGACCCAGAGAGCGCCUGCAUCUUCAAGAUGGACUUAACUGAAGACGAUGAUCCUCAAAAGAAGAUCAUCACAGCUGUGUACGAGUUUUAUCGUGAGUUGACUGCUGGAGCUGAUCCAGAGUGGACGGUGACCCGGAUAUGGCAUUGGAAGCAACUAGAGUAAAACACACAGGACCCCUCACAAUACACUUUACCAGACUAAAGCAAACACCUUGUUUUCAUUUUAAGUUUCAUCCAUCCUGGGUGAUUUGAUCACAAACGGUCAAGGUAAGAAGCAUCAAUGUUUACAGCUGUUAGCAACUCGUCUCAAAUGACUCUCCUAUGACUGGAUUUCAAAGGGAGGUUCUCUGAGUGUCUCUUAAAGUUUAAAACCCAUGUUGUAAUUCAGUGGUUGAUUAACAAGUGAGUUGGUGCUUCACUGUUGCUACAAAAUCAGUUCACAUUCUGACUACAAAUGUGAUUUAAGGGAUUGGAUCACAGUGUUUUGGAUCCAAUCCUGUACUUUAUGUACUGUAGCACUGGCCACUUGUGAUUAGAUCACCUGAAACAGAUCCUAAUUCCAGAAUAAACAAGGUCAAAGAAUCACUCCCAUGUUUCUCCAGCAAAGUCACCUUUACAUCCACAUUAACAGAUUGUGUCAGAGCUCAGAUGGGUCCAGAAAGCACUUGGUAUUUCAAUAAAAAAACCAUUUAAUUCUGCCUUUUUUUUUUUUAAAGUUAUGGUAUUUUUGUGUUGUUGUUUUGAAAAAAAUAAAUGAAAAAAAAGUCAAAAUCUGAACCAUUAAGAUUUUCUGCAUUUUCUUAAAUAAGCAAGUUUCACAACCAAAUUGUCUAUAAUGUGGACAAAAUGUAAUUCUCAUCACUGUAAUGCAAUGAGAAAGUUUGUUACAGAGCUGCAUUUUCCGAGUUUCAAAAACAUCAUUUCUAUGUCAAAUCAUGGUCAAGUGCACUUCCAUUAAGCAGAGACUGGAAUUAAACCGAUAUCUCAACAAAACAGUACUGAAAGUGUCACUUUUUUUUUUUUCUUCAGAUCAAGCAAAUGAGAUUCUGAGACUUGCAACAAGAUAAACAACCGCAAUUAAUUAUGAUAUUUGAUAUGUUCGGAUCAUAGAGAACCACAGAUGGUUGCUGAGACCAAUUAUCACCUAAUUUAGAUAUUAAAAUAAAUCCUUUGUUAAACUGACAGGAAGACGUUCUCACCCAUGCGUGGAUGUCAUCCUAUUUCUGUGGAAAACUCUUUUAUGGCAUGUCAUUGUUUAUGCAUUCAUGGCUUUACAGGGAGUCAUCGAAUUAUCGUUGA
Molecule: messenger RNA, 2050 nt
Organism: Onychostoma macrolepis
Lineage: Eukaryota; Metazoa; Chordata; Actinopteri; Cypriniformes; Cyprinidae
Exons: 5
Coding region: 108-914 (268 amino acids)
Biological process (GO): protein insertion into mitochondrial inner membrane from matrix; inner mitochondrial membrane organization
Cellular component (GO): mitochondrial inner membrane
Molecular function (GO): ribosome binding
Source: RefSeq, a predicted model, not a curated record